GAAGACUGCUGUUUACUAAUUUUAUAUUGAUUCGCGCGUGCUGAGUUCAUCUCAAAUUUCAAAUUAAAAAAGUUUUCAAUCAAAAGAUUUAAAAGUUCUGAUUUUUAAUCACAAAACUGAAAGAAAUGCCCCAGAUAAUGUUCGAGGUGACCAGAAAUGGUCAGGUCACUCAGCUGCAAGAAUCGGUAGCCGGCAACGAUGUGGGCGACCUGAUCAAAGCACUCAAAACAAUGAAGGAAGCUUCCAACGAUGCCCUCACAAAACUACUUCAGGAGGAAACGGCCAAGAACGCCAGGAAAGCCGAUGAGAAAGAUAAUGAUACGGAUGACACAGAAGAAGAGGAACCGACCAAAGAAGAAUCCCGGAAGAAAUUGAAAAGCUAAUGCGUAAGAUGGGAACUGAUGCAGAUGACAUGCUUUGUAAUUAAGUGAUUAAAUAUUUUUGUUGAAAUAAAAUAAUUUGAAAUAAAUUUACUGAUUGGAUUUUGAAUUGUGCAACGGAAUGUACAGGGCGAACAUGCGCAAUAAUUUCUUCAAACCCUUGGAAACGUGUUGUUUGUGUUAUCGAGUUUCUUCAGUCGUAAUACAACUUUUUCGUUACAAUGUCCAAAAGUUUAGAAGUUAGUCAUAGAUCAUCGGAAUCUACUGAAAGCGAUGAGAGUAGCGAAUAUACAAUUGCUUCCACUAAUGACUCGUUUAGUCUGGCCAGCAGCAAACCAAAGCCAAAAUUCAACGAGAUCGAAAGUGCAAUGAUCAAUUCCGUACUGGAGGAAACCAUUUUCAAGCUGAUUAUCGUCAACAUGGAAGAAGACCAGGGCAGCACGCCCAUAGUGAAGAAACCGCCGAUGCACGUACGCUUUGAUCCAUCCUACAAGAGCAGAAUGGUCAACGAGAACCAGGCGGUCGAUGUCGCUAUGGGGAUGAUGAUUUUGGUGAAGCUGAAGAAUGACAUUUCCAACUUGAGGAAGCUACUGUCCGACACCCACGUGGAAAUGGCCGAGUAUGGAUCGUUCGAAACCUUGCAAACGUUCAUGGACAACGACAUCCAAAGCGAAAUGGAAGAACAUCAACUCAUUCGAGAUAGCAUUCUGAACGAGAAGAAACUGAGAGCGUUGCAGUCGCAGCUUGAUGGCGAAACGAGGGAACGAAAGUCGAUGCUCAAGCAACUGAACGAUGAAAUAUUUGAUUUGGAAACUAGAGCCCAGGAUACCAAGGUGGAAAACGACGUAAAGACCAGGCUUGUUCAAAAAUGGGAAAACACUAGACACGAGCAAGCUCGUAUAGUCAUUGAAGGAAAAGAAAGUACUUUGAUCAAAAGCUCUAAAGAGGCAAGGGACAAUAUUGACAGAGAGCUGCGUCUUCGAAGUGAAAUAGAUGUCUACAUAAACUACUGCAUCGAUCAGAUCAACGAUAAAAUUUCCUUCUGGAUGGACAAAUACCAGAGGGAGAUCAAGGCAUUCGAUGGGGACAUCACCCGCCACAAGGAGAACAUUGCCGAGCUGAAGGUGAAGUACGAGGAAAUGGUCAUUCUGUACAAGCAUCGCGAAAAGGAAAUAAAGAUAUGCGCCGAAUCGCGCAAGGAACGCGAGAAGCAGAAAGCGUUUGCCAACAAGCAGCACCGGUCGGCAAUCGUCAUACAAGCCUGGUGGCGGGGCACCAUGGUCCGUAAGGGGUUGGGACCGUUCAAGAAGAAGAAGAAAUCCAAACCGCCAAAAUCCUCGAAGAAGGGAGGGAAGAAAGGAAAAUAGGUCGUGGUCAGAUAAUUGAAUUACCACAAAACAAACGGCAAAAGAAGCGUGCUAACAAUA
Messenger RNA from Aedes albopictus (Asian tiger mosquito), 1807 nucleotides. Its product is annotated as dynein regulatory complex protein 9. The record is from RefSeq and is a predicted model, not a curated record. Gene Ontology annotation, cellular component: cytoplasm; motile cilium. The transcript is spliced from 6 exons. NCBI's taxonomy places the organism in Eukaryota, Metazoa, Arthropoda, Insecta, Diptera, Culicidae. Bases 602 to 1747 code for a protein of 381 amino acids. Gene Ontology annotation, biological process: cilium organization. Gene Ontology annotation, molecular function: protein binding.